AUGUUGUCGAAGCUAUCGCUGAUAGCGUUGUUGGGUGCCGCGCAGGCAUUGCCUGGCGGCGGCGAAGGUGAAGGCGGAUGGGGCGGACAGGAGGGUGGACAGUGGGGAGGUGAACACGGUGCUCCGGGUUACGGAGGCGAUCAAUGGGGUGAUCAUGGCAAUGGCGGAUGGGGAUCUGGGUCGUGGUCGAAGACAUGGGAGAAGACUUGGGCUUCGCAGCCUCCACCAUACAGCGCCAGCGUGCCGACAUGGACUCAUCCAAUCCCACCACCACCUACUUGGACUAAGCCAGCACCACCACCAUCGUGGUCUGCGCCUCCUCCAAGCUACUCCAAGUCCCCUCCACCACCACCUCCACCUCAAAGCUGGAGCAAGCCUCCGCCACCACCUCCCCAGAGCUGGAGCAAACCACCACCUCCACCACCGCAAAGCAUUCCCUCGAGCAUCCCAAGCUCGCCGAUCAGCAAGCCCGGCACGACCACUCUCACGAAGACGAUCGAGACGACUUCCAAAUCUUACAAGACCACCGUCGUCACCACGAGCAUCGUUUCGGUUCCCUCCAAGCCUGCGUCGUCGCUCCCACCCCCUGUGGUCUCGAAACCCAGCAAGCCGAUCGGUUCCCAACCAGCUUCUUCGAUCCCAAGCAAGCCAGUCAGUGUUGUACCUCCACCAGUUUCCAAGCCAACGCCGCCUGGAUCUCAGCCAGUCGGCUCUCAGCCUCCUCCAUCCGGCUCGAGCCCUGUCCAGCCUGGCAAACCAUCUGGCUCUGUUCCAGUCUCCGCUCCUCCACCUCCAGGCACCACUAAUAUCACGAAACCUGGCACUCCAGGCACUCCUGGUACUCCAGGCACCCCAGGCACCCCAGGAACACCGGGAACUCCAAAGCCACCCCAGACCCUCACGGUCAGCUCUCUGCCACCACCAGUCGUUUCUCCUCCCCAGAACACCUGCCCACCACCAUCGACUCACGUGGUUACCGAGACCGUCACCGAGAAGAAGACCGAGACGGUCUACUUCAGCCAGGUUGCUCCACCAGGCGCCUGCCCAACCACUACGGUCUACUACAGCGCAGUCACCCCGAUCUCGUACUGCCCGACUUAUGGAUCCAUGGCACCACCAAAGUCUUUCGCGUCGUCGGCUCCCGCUCCUCCUAAGACGUCCAUCGUUUCUCCCGUCCCGCCAAAGUCCAGCGCCCCGACUGUUCCUGUCGUUCCGGUCAGCCCGCCGACUUCCAAAAGCUCGCCAGCCCCUCCACCAGUUGGUCCAACUGGUCCAGGAUCUGUGCCAGUCUCGUCGGCCUCGACUCCUGUCAAGAGCAUCCCCGGAUCGGUACCAGUUUCGUCCGCCUCGACUCCGGUCAAGAGCAUUCCUGGAUCUUCGAUUGUCAGCACGCCUUCCGCGCCUGUUAGCAAGCCAACGAAGCCCGUGAGCAGCCUGCCAGGCUCAAGCUUCCCGUCUUCGAUUCCCACGAAGAAGCCAAGCGUUCCAGUCUCCAGCUUGCCAUCAUCAUCGAUCCCUACAAAGAAGCCGAGCGUUCCGGUGUCCAGCCUGCCCUCGUCUAUCCCCACGAAAAAGCCAAGCGUUCCAGUCUCCAGCUUGCCAUCAUCAUCGAUCCCUACGAAGAAGCCUAGCCUCCCAGUUUCCAGCUUCCCAACUACUUGGAAGACGAAGACUGUUCCCUCGAGCAUUCCCUCGAGCAUUCCCUCGAGCAUUCCCUCGAGCAUUCCAUCGAAGCCAAGCAAGCCAAUCCCGCCUCCCGUUAGCCAGCCCUCGUCGAUCGUCUCGACUCCAACCUGGGUCCCACCGCCUUACACCAAGCCAACAUGGACGCCAUCAGGUUCAUGGGCUUCUUCGCCAACCUGGGCACCUCCACCUCAUGAGACUAAGUCCUGGGGCCACGGAUCGUGGGCCCACGAGGAGCCAAGUAAGACCUGGGGUGGUGAAUGGCCACACAGCGAGGGCUGGUCGAAGCCCACCGGCUACGGCGAAGGCUGGGGCGAGUCUACCUCGUCUGAAGGCUGGGCUAAGCCAACUGGCUACGGCAACGGCUGGUAA
Zasmidium cellare ATCC 36951 is the source of this 2055-nucleotide messenger RNA. RefSeq lists its product as uncharacterized. The record is from RefSeq and is a predicted model, not a curated record. Bases 1 to 2055 code for a protein of 684 amino acids. NCBI's taxonomy places the organism in Eukaryota, Fungi, Ascomycota, Dothideomycetes, Mycosphaerellales, Mycosphaerellaceae. The transcript has 7 exons.